CAAAUUUUCUUCUCCGAUAAUUCCCAAUGCCAAACCCACAUUCUUGAAUCAAUCGAGCUCCAGAUGAUUUUGCAGCUUCAUAAAUAGAUUCUAGAACCUUCGACCCCAUAUUAUGCAUGUUUUUGUUACACCAGAGACGGUAUUUCGCGAUGAAUUUUCAUUGUUUUCAGAGGAGUUUUUCUCCCGCCUCAUCAUCGUAUCAAUCCCCUUUGGUUCCGGUGAAUCUUCCAUCUCCAAUGGAAACCCAUUUUUGGUUUGUUUUGCCCGACCAAAUAAGGAGUUCGAGCCUUAUGAAUCGGUAUUCGGAGCUUCUAUCGCCGUGUGAGAAAGAUCACGUUCUGAGCAUGCGUGGGGAUCAGCUCAGGAAAAGUGCUCUGCUUGCUCGAGCUCUGGUUCGAACCACCAUUGCUAGAUAUACGAAUUCUCUUGUGGACCCGAAAUCCUUGAAGUUCAGGAAGAACAGUUACGGGAAGCCUGAGGUAGAUUGGGAAAAUGCUGAUUGGCAACCAGCCCCAUUGCAUUUCAAUAUCUCACACACUUCCUCUUUGAUAGCUUGUGGAGUGACUGUGGACGCGCAAAUUGGGAUUGAUGUUGAAGAAAAGGCACGGAAGAUAAAAAGUCAUGUCUUAGCUUUCGCUCGGCGGUACUUUUCUUCUCAUGAGUUGGAACAUUUGUCUGCCAUUACGAAUCCUGAAAUCCAGCGUCAGGAGUUUAUGAAGCUAUGGACUCUUAAGGAGGCAUAUGUGAAAGCACUGGGGAGAGGUUUCUCAGCUGCACCUUUUAAUACCUUCACCAUUCGAUUUAGGCCAGUAAUACCUAAAGGAGAAAUUCGCGUCUUAAAGGACACGGAUAAAAAGGCAUCUGAAAUUAUUGUUGAGUCAUUUGAUGACCCCAAUAUCCUAACAAGCAAUUGGCAAUUUGCACUUAUGGAGUUGGAUGGUUCACACUACGCUGCCAUUUGCAUGGAAAAGGCAAAACUCGUUGAAGGGAAGGAGCCUCUUCCGCUGAGAUUGUCUGUGCGCAGAACCAUUCCAUUUGUUGAAGAUGAAUGUAUUACUGGAACUAAUAUGUUGUAGCGAUCGCUGGAUAUACGUGAUCAUUUUAGAUGGUCAUAUUCUUUUAGGGACUCUUAUCUCAAACAUAUGGUUUGAAAUUAUGUUGUAGUGAAGCGACUGGAUGUAAAUUCUAACCGUUCUUCGAUAUAAGCAA
Molecule: messenger RNA, 1209 nt
Organism: Morus notabilis
Lineage: Eukaryota; Viridiplantae; Streptophyta; Magnoliopsida; Rosales; Moraceae
Product: 4'-phosphopantetheinyl transferase HetI
Exons: 8
Coding region: 117-1076 (319 amino acids)
Cellular component (GO): cytosol
Molecular function (GO): holo-[acyl-carrier-protein] synthase activity; magnesium ion binding
Source: RefSeq, a predicted model, not a curated record